Linnemannia hyalina is the source of this 1011-nucleotide messenger RNA. NCBI's taxonomy places the organism in Eukaryota, Fungi, Mortierellomycota, Mortierellomycetes, Mortierellales, Mortierellaceae. The record is from the annotation of a GenBank genome assembly.
AUGGGCGCCAUUCAAUCCUUCCUCGCGGCUGAUCUUCUCCCGCAUCCUCCGCACCAACACCGGUCGUAUGAGCCAGUCGAGGCCUAUUGCAGAAUGUUGGAAACACUCAUCCAAAAACGGUAUCAGGAAGCUCUGACAUACUGCACACCGGCAACAUCGCAGCCCUGCCGCCGUAUCUACCGUAACUGGCACCCGGACGAUCAGCAGCGUAAGGAGAAGCAACUCGAACACAUCCAAAGCCGGUUCUUGCUUUCCUACCCUGCUGAAAAAUACAACCUUGUCCGGGACGACGACCAUUCGCCGGUCGUCAACCCCUUCUUCAACCUUUCAGGCCUCUUCUUCUGUGCGACAGGCUCGCCCAUGGACAGCGAACUCGAUCCGACCGGUGCUGGCGCUGGAGGACCCGUCGCGACGUCACCCUACGGAAAGACGCGAUUCCAGGUUGAGUUUGGACAGCUCCAGCGGGUCCUAUUCCCCAACUUCAAGCUCUACUUUGCGGACCACUACAGGGUUGUCGGCGACUGGUACAUUCAACUGAUUGUCGUGCCAAGUUGGAACGCCAAGCUGGAGGAGCAGUGUGUGCAACAGGGCAUGAUCGAGCUCGACAUCCAGAACAACCCAUUCUUUUACAGGGCGGACGAUGGGCAGUACUGGGUCAGCAACAGCCCCAAGCUCUGGAUGGAACUCUUUAUCGGAUGCGACACCAUCCCAACGACAGAUCUGGGCGAGGUGGUCGAGAGCCGUCUGCACGAAAAGGUUCGCAAGACGAGGAACCGCCUUUCGGAACAGGAGGAACGUGAGCGACAUGCGCGGGUGAUUGAGAACGUCGCAAGGGAUCUGGUCAAGCUUGCAGAGGGACUCCGGCAAGGUUUGGGACCCAUGGAUCCCGAGCUCGUCGACCUGACCUAUGGACUAUCUAUGUCGCGUACCCAACUCGGUGUUAUGCAAGCCGGACCCCAAACCGUCGGACCAGCAGAGCACGAGCCAAAGGAGAUUUCACGCGAAGAGUGA